AUGCCUAGUCUUGACCCUUUUAUUCUUGCCAAUCUUCAACAAAUGCUAGAUGAAUUAAAUCCGUAUUAUUCUAGACAUUAUAAUACACCUAAUGCAUCUGAAGUCACUGCUAUUAUGAUUGAAGAUGAACAAAAAGUUGAACCAUUACAAUGUGAUAUAGUUCUACAUUUAUGUGAUAGUGGUUUACAAAAAAUUUUUGAAUUACACCAUACAUAUCAACCUUUAUACUAUGUUCUUAUGUUUCCAAGAGGUGAAGACAGUUGGUAUUCAUAUAUUUCUAUCAAUUAUGGUUUAUUCAUAUCUUCUGUAUAUCUCUCCAAUAAUAAUGAAGAUAUUGGAGACGACAAUGAAGAGAAUGCUGUAGUCAAUAAUGCAGAGGAGGCUGUAGCUAAUACUGCAGAGGAGAUGACAUCUCUAGAUUAG
Messenger RNA from Cetraspora pellucida, 423 nucleotides. NCBI's taxonomy places the organism in Eukaryota, Fungi, Glomeromycota, Glomeromycetes, Diversisporales, Gigasporaceae. The record is from the annotation of a GenBank genome assembly.